Guillardia theta CCMP2712 is the source of this 810-nucleotide messenger RNA. RefSeq lists its product as hypothetical. The transcript is spliced from 2 exons. Lineage: Eukaryota; Cryptophyceae; Pyrenomonadales; Geminigeraceae. The record is from RefSeq and is a predicted model, not a curated record. The coding region runs from base 1 to 810 and encodes 269 amino acids.
AUGGCCACGAGCUGUAUCGAUCUGUGGAAUCAUGAUAUGAACGUCUUGAACCACUACACUGAUAUUCUGAACAAGAAUAACGAAUUGGAAGAUCCCUACGCGAGGGAGGCACUGAGAAUCGAGAAGAAGAUUGCCAGGAACAACAUCCCCAUCCCGCUCUACCGCAUGCUGGUAAACGCGAUCAACAACUUUCCAAUGCUGAAGUACCACGUGAGGGCGAGCAUCGAGAAGCUAGAGAAGAUCCACGACUGUCUUUACCACAUCAAGUAUGAAGGAACCGAAAGGGACUGCAUGAGGCGAUCCGCCGAGAUGAUCCUGGAGCUCUACGCCAAGCUAGGGGUGCCAACCCCGGGGGCGCUGAACCUCUACAUCAACGAGGCGGCGGACCACAUCACGAACCCCCAGGUGGUUGCCUCCACGGACUCAGAGACCUGGGUCCAGCUCAAUCGUGAUCGCCUGGCCUCCGCCCAGUGGAUCCUGACGCCGCGCCACCCCUACAUCGGCGGCAACGAGCAAAGCAUCAUCGACUUCAGGGACAUCGCCCCGCUCCGCCACAGGGCCAACGUCGCCUGCUACAAGAUCGUGGGGAAAUACGCCAGGACCAUCACCAGCGCCCUCCGCCACAUCCUCACCCAGAACUCCCAGAUCAAGACUGUCGUGCUCGAGGGCGUCGGUAUGGCUCCCGGGUACCAUCACAGGUUCAAAAGCAAGAAUCCCAGAGACGUGUUCCCCAGGGAAGCAGCCAGACGAGUCCGCGAGGAGGUGGAGGGAGAACUGUUGAGGUACGACGUCAACUACGAGUUCCGGUGA